This is a messenger RNA of Acanthosepion pharaonis, 1032 nucleotides long. Lineage: Eukaryota; Metazoa; Mollusca; Cephalopoda; Sepiida; Sepiidae. The record is from the annotation of a GenBank genome assembly.
AUGGACGUACUUAAAAGCCUUUUGUGUUCAGCGCUAGAAUUGGAAUUAUUUUUUAAGAAAAGAAAAGACAUUUCAGAAAUAGUGUUAACUUGUUUAUAUUAUCGAACUCAUCCUCACUUCUUCAUCUCUUUUUCAUCUUCUUUCUUACCUUCAUCUAUCGGUCAUCCUCUUUUCAGUUCUCUCCCUCUCUCUCUCUCUCUCUCUCUCUCUGUUUUCUAUUCUCCCUCUUCUUUCCUUAAUAAAUCUACCUUUCAUCUGCUUUUCUUUCCUCGUCUCACUUUCAUUCUCUUCCCUUCUCUUCGUCUAGCUCUCUGUCACCAUAUCUCUUUCCUUGUUCAUCUCUAUUCCAUUCUCUCCCCUUCUCGCUUUCAUUUAUCUCGUUUUCAUCUUCUCCCCUUCUCCCCGUCAUCCUCUCUCUUCACGUCUCUAUCUCAUCUUCUAACUUCGCCUAUCUCCCUUUCAUCCGCUUUUCCCUCUUCAUUUCUCACUCUCUUUUCCUUUCUAUCCCCUUCUCCUCUUGAUCUAUCUCGGUUUCAUUUUGUCUCCUCUUCAUCUAUCGCUGUCCUCCUCCUCUUAAUUUCUCUCCCUUUUCUCCUUCAUAUCUUUUUCUCAUCCUCUGUGAUUCAGCCUUUCAUUUGUGUCACCCUCUCUCCAUCUAGUUCUCUGUCAUUCACUGCCUGUCUAGCUUUCAUUCUCUCUCUCUCAUUCAUCUAUUUCCCUUCCAUCCUCUCUCUCUCUCUGUGUCUGAUCGCAUUACCUUCAUUCGACGUGGCUAAGCGGCAACUAACCACAGAUGUUCGACGAAUGACGCUUGAGAGUCGACAUGAGCUGCUCGACUCAUACCUCUUCGUUAUUUUGCGCAAUCUCAUUGACAACCUCUUCACCUUUUCGCAAGGACAAAAGCCUCUUCGGGCAACCCUAACCCUCCACAGCUUCUCUUCUUCUGUCCUCAACAAUACUUGUUCGCUUACGACCCCACUUCGUCUUCGUGGCACUUGUUCAACAUUCCAUUUGCUCAAACUUGUCAAGUAG